AUGAAGGUGAAAGUGAUCUUCCCAGGCAAGAUCAAAGUGUGCUUCAGGAAAGGACCAACUGGAUAUCUGAGACAAGAUCCCUCAGAUGAAGCCAAGAGGAUCAAAGACAACCCCAAUCUCCAGGACAAAUCAUCCCCUCAAAGUGAAGACAAGGUCAAGGAGAAUGCCCACUCUGUUGUCUUCAUGAGAGGAGGAGAUGUGUCAGACAGACAGGAGGUGCUGGGAGAGUAUGUGCUUCAGUUUGGAAAGUACAAAGGCAAGUCAUUCCGGUGGCUGCUAGAGAAUGAUGUAGGCUAUACCAUAUUCUUGACUAAGAAGGUUGAGGAGGAGGAGAGAGCCGGACAGUUUAAACCAGAGGGUCCCAAGAAGGACAGCCUACUUUCAUUCCUUGAGUACAGUAGAAGCUUCCAGGAAAUCGAGGACCUCAUAAAGUAUUUAGCUGGAAGAUCAGUGGCUCCACCUGUGAGGAAUGAAGAAGACAACUUGGUUGGCUUUGGGAUUAAUGCAGACAAGACUUGGAGGGAUAUUUGGGAGAGCAGAGCAGAUGGAUAUGCUGCAUUCAUCCUCAAGAAACAGUGUGUUCCAGGCAGCAAAAUGUAUCGGCUGCAGCAGUACCUCACCCAGAAAAAGAGCCAGCUUCAGAGUGUUUCAGCGGAACUUGCUUCUGCUGGCCUCGCAGCAUCUGCCUCUCAUCCUCCAGAAAUGGAGGAUGAUGAAGAAUUGGAGAGAAUGAUGCUUUCUAUAUCCCCAUCCAAACUCCAAGGCCAACUGAGGAGGCGUAAACCACCAGCAACACUCUCAAAACCAGACCGGCCUGAUGAAUAUAGUGCUACUGCAUCUCCACGGCCAGUGAGGGUUCCUUUGCCAGUACCUCCAGAGUUGCUUGAAUUUUCUACAAGCAAGACCACAUCGCCUUUGAGACCAGUGCAGGAAACCGUCUUCUGUCAGUGUAAGGACUUAAUCCCUCCUCCCAGUGACCUCUGCACAGUAUACAGCCUCUACUCCUCCCUCAGGACCCUCUGCAGCUGCUGGACAGUCUUUCUCGGGACUCCCUGCAGCCUCUACUGGGUACCCCUCAACUCAGUUGGAGGAAAAGCAUGCUGUUCCACCACUGCCAAGCUAUGA
Molecule: messenger RNA, 1125 nt
Organism: Onychostoma macrolepis
Lineage: Eukaryota; Metazoa; Chordata; Actinopteri; Cypriniformes; Cyprinidae
Exons: 5
Coding region: 1-1125 (374 amino acids)
Source: RefSeq, a predicted model, not a curated record